AUGAAGGUACAGAUAACUGCACUUAUAUAUGCAGCUGUGAUGGCAUGUGCCAGCAUCGCUGGAACUGCUCUCUUCUUAUUCCUCUCUCCAUUGUUGUUCCUCAUAGGUUUGAAGAGAACUAAACAGUUCGCUGCACCAAAGAGUAUUGUAAUUACUGGAGCAUCAAGUGGUAUUGGAAGAGAGUUGGCAAUAGCAUAUGCUGCCAAGGGUGUCAACUUGUACUUGACCGGUCGUGAUCAAGGACGUUUGAGUGAGGUAGCUCAACUGUGCAAGAAGAAGGGUGCCACUGUGUCAGAGUCCACCAUCGACUCGACCAACACUGAUGCAAUGUCCAAGUGGCUGUUGAAGAUUGACAAGAGCACACCUGUCGAUCUGGUCAUUGCCAAUGCUGGUAUCAAUGAGUUCCAGUGUUACGAGAGCACCUACGAAGACAGAAUACGUCAGGUGGCCAAUGUCAAUAUCAAUGGUGUUCUCAAUACUGUACUCCCUCUUCUGCCAGCAUUCAGAGAGAGAAGGAAUGGACAAAUUGCAUUUGUUGGAAGUAUGGCCUUCUAUAUGCCUCUAUUGAUGCCUGGCUACAUUGGAUCAAAGUACUAUAUUCAUGGCUUGGCAAUCUCUUUGAGACAGGAGUUGGCCGAGUAUGGAAUUGGUGUCACACUGUUGAUUCCUGGCUGUGUCAAGACUAGAAUGGUAGAGUAUAUCGAUAUUGACAAGCCAUUCGAGUUGCUCCCAGAACAGUCUGCUGCCAUCUUCAAGAGAGACAUCAGUGCCAACUUGGCCUCAUCCUAUGACAACCCCAAGACAUUGUUCAUGGCCCAAAUCCUGAACAAGGCCCCAGCCAAUGUCCGUGAUGGAUGGAUAUACCUACAACGUUUGCUCUACUCUGAGAGUUUCAUCGACUCGUACAGCUACGUUCCACCUCAGUAUAAGAACAAA
Acytostelium subglobosum LB1 is the source of this 936-nucleotide messenger RNA. RefSeq lists its product as hypothetical. The record is from RefSeq and is a predicted model, not a curated record. NCBI's taxonomy places the organism in Eukaryota, Evosea, Eumycetozoa, Acytosteliales, Acytosteliaceae. The annotation marks the transcript as partial. Gene Ontology annotation, cellular component: membrane. The transcript is spliced from 3 exons.